This is a messenger RNA of Aspergillus nomiae NRRL 13137, 1575 nucleotides long. RefSeq names its product Zn(II)2Cys6 transcription factor domain-containing protein. NCBI's taxonomy places the organism in Eukaryota, Fungi, Ascomycota, Eurotiomycetes, Eurotiales, Aspergillaceae. The record is from RefSeq and is a predicted model, not a curated record. Bases 1 to 1575 code for a protein of 524 amino acids. The transcript has 3 exons. Gene Ontology annotation, molecular function: DNA-binding transcription factor activity, RNA polymerase II-specific; zinc ion binding. Gene Ontology annotation, biological process: regulation of DNA-templated transcription.
AUGUCUAACAAACGGAGAUUUGAUGAGGCUGCCCUUGAGGGCUACGACGACGAGCUGUUGAUGCCCAAUGCUGGAGAUACUGUUGACGAUGCGUUGCUCUUCGAAAAUAUACAGCUUAGCCCCCCAAACCCCGAACUUGUCGAACAGACAAUCUCGCAGCAGGUCGAGACUGCUGAGAUACCUUCUGCUACAGCUGUUCCUGAGGAAAUCUCAACAACCAGACCUCCACUUGAAGAUCGCGAUGCCCCUAUAACCACUGCCUUGGAAGCUACCGAUCCCUCAAGGGCUGUGUUGGAGGCCACGCAAGAAUUGGAAGAUGCUACAGCUCAUCAAAAUGUGCGGAAGCCACCAAAGAAAAAAGCUCGGAAAAAUCAUGAACCUACGCAAAAUAGAGGUAAAUUAGAUUGGAGAGAUGCAUACCUCACUAAUCACCAUAAAAGAAAAAAUAAAAUGAUGGCCGAAUGGGUAGCGGCAAAGGAGAAGCACGAGAAAGCGCUGAAAGAAGAAUACCCAAAAGAAAAAUACCCAGAUGGGGCCCCUGACGACAAACAAUUCAAAAAGCGUGAGCCUCUCACAAGAGCGCCUACAGCUUGUGAUUACUGCAGACUAUUCAAGUCGAGAUGCAACAGUGACAAGGACACAGAAUGUUCAAAUUGUAUCAAGACAAACUCAUGGUGCGGCGAAACAAAUGCAUCCACUCAUGUCACUCAUUAUCGCGGAUGGAGUAGGGACCAGGACGAAAGAAUUCAAACGCAGGACGAGGAGCUUGAUGGACUUAAAAGACGCGAACAGAAUUACAGAAACAAAAUCGAGGAGCUGGAAAAACAACUCGAUGAUUGGAAAACAUGGGCCACCAAAGUUGCAUGGCUUAAACAUGGCAUAAAACCUCCUGCUGUGCUUCUCCCCAACAUUCCUGCAAGAAAUACUUCUCGAGAAAACUACUCUUGGGGAAACUUUUCCUCUCUGCCGACCUUUCCUACCUAUACUUCCUGGCCAAGCCUCGUAGGCACAGAACACCGCAGGGACUACAGCGGGAAAGGCACCGCGCAAGUUCCGGCAGCUAGAAGCUUGGAUCUUAAUCAAUUGAACCAUCCUGGCCUAGACACCGUUGUCAGUGGUCCGUCACAAACGGCUCCUAGCUAUCAUCCGCAACAGAAUGGAGAAGGACUUGGUUCACUGACUAAUUACCCCCAAAUUGGCCGUCUCCAACCAGAUACUCUCCAUCAAGACACAGCCGUUAAUUCUUACCGUGAGCGGUUUCACCAACCCCUCGACGGCCAGAUGGAUGGAAUGCCUCACGGGCUCCCCACUCCCCAGUACAGUGUUUUUAAUCCCCCACUGGGUCAAGGGCUUCCGCCUUUGCAAACCUUUCCCUCGCAAUAUCCUGCGCCGCUGCAGAUCCAACAACUUCAUAACAACCAGAUAGGUUACUAUACUUCUCCUCCUGCACAGGUCAUUGCCCAGGGAGCUCAUCCGGUUAAACCUGACUCAUCCUACGUCUACGACAACCCGCAGACUGAGGAUGCCCCUUCUUUGCAACAGUCAGCAGAAGACAACGAAUUAUAUGAGGAGUGA